AUGGCCAAGGAACGAUGCCUCAAAAAGUCCUUUCAAGAUAGUCUUGAAGACAUAAAGAAACGAAUGAAAGAGAAAAGGAGUAAAAACUUGGCAGAGAUUGGCAAACGAAAGUCUUUGAUAGCUGCGCCAUGCCAAAUAAUCACCAACACUUCUACACUGCUAAAAAACUACCAAGACAACAACAGAAUGUUAGUCUUAGCUUUGGAAAAUGAAAAGUCCAAAGUGAGAGAAGCCCAGGAUAUCAUCUUACAGCUGAGGAAAGAAUGUUACUACCUCAUGUGUCAGCUGUACACACUGAAAGAAAAACUUACUUCACAACAGACAGAAGAACCUGCUCAGGACCGGGAAGUAUGUCCCCCUGGAAUGGACUCCAGUAGCGACAGCAACUCCAGGAAUUUACUCGUGGAGGAUUUACCGCAAGUUCCUCUUCAGGACGCUGACUUUCCAGGACAAGAAGAAUUGUUCCAAAUAGAAGAGCCAACACCUACUAUUUCUCAAGACAGACUGGGAUUCGAUUUGGAUUCAGGUGAAGAUAAGUCAACUGAUAAUGUCUUACCUAGAACUGUAUCUCUCCGUCGCAGUUUAAAGAAACAUGUCAACAAUCCGUGUCAGUUCAAUGCCUUGGAUGAUUUUGGAAUCAGUCAUUUGUCAGAGCAGUCUUUGGAAUUGGAAAGAAUUAGAUUUGUAGACUCACCAGUAAACACGCACAUACCUGAAAAUGUAGAACAAAAUUUUUAUCAAUGGAACAAGGAUCAAAUUUACUUAUCAACAAGGCUAAUUCACCCAGGACAAUCUACUAAAACAAAAGAAGACAUUUUAGAGUAUAAAUUAGACCAAACUAAAAGUAAGCACAGAGCUGCCCAAGGAAGAAAAAGAGAAGAGAAAAGAAAAGCUAACAAAAGGAAAAAAUCAAAAUCUGUCUCAAAAUAUAAAGGGAGCAAAAGUGAAUAUAAAAAAACUGUUUCCCAAAAAAAGUUGGAUAAAUCUGUCACCUCCAGUGAUGCUUACAAUUUUAAUUUGGAAGAGGGUGUUCAUCUCACUCCUUUCCGACAAAAAGUGAGCAAUGAUCCUAAAAGAGAAGAAAACAACAAUGAAUCUGAAGUGAGCAUCUGUGAAUCAAGUGGUUCAGGAGAUGACUCUGAUGACCUCUAUCUGCCCACAUGCAAGUACAGUCAAGAUCUCACCAGUGAAUCAGAUAGGAGUCCAGUCACCAGGCCUCGAUCUAAAAGAGCACUGAAACAUAGGGGUGAAAAGGAGACAGAGGGUUCUGAGCCAACAAAAACUCCUCCUAGUGCACUACCUGAAACUCACCAGUCACCUCAUUUUUGCCUGAAGGAUAUCACAAAUGUCCCCUUGUAUCCUGUAGUGAAAACCAGAAAACUUUCUCUUUCUCCAAAAAAGAAUGUAGAAAGCCCACCAGUGUCUUUGCGUAAACGUAGGUGCACAGCCAGUGUGAACUAUAAGGAACCCACGCUCGCUUCGAAACUGAGAAGAGGGGACCCUUUUACAGAUUUGUGUUUCUUGAAUUCGCCUAUUUUUAAGCAGAAAAAGGAUUCCAGACGCAGUUCUAAAAAAAAAAGCAUGAAGCAAGUACAAUGA
This is a messenger RNA of Balaenoptera ricei (Rice's whale), 1599 nucleotides long. RefSeq names its product shugoshin 1 (gene SGO1). Lineage: Eukaryota; Metazoa; Chordata; Mammalia; Artiodactyla; Balaenopteridae. Gene Ontology annotation, cellular component: nucleus; chromosome, centromeric region. Gene Ontology annotation, biological process: meiotic chromosome segregation. The record is from RefSeq and is a predicted model, not a curated record.